Messenger RNA from Bipolaris sorokiniana ND90Pr, 1037 nucleotides. RefSeq lists its product as uncharacterized. The record is from RefSeq and is a predicted model, not a curated record. Lineage: Eukaryota; Fungi; Ascomycota; Dothideomycetes; Pleosporales; Pleosporaceae. Gene Ontology annotation, molecular function: S-adenosylmethionine-dependent methyltransferase activity; protein methyltransferase activity. The coding region runs from base 1 to 765 and encodes 254 amino acids. Gene Ontology annotation, cellular component: eRF1 methyltransferase complex. The transcript is spliced from 2 exons.
AUGCUGCCCACGCCCUCGACAUCGCACGUUUGUUUCGAUCGCGUCUACGAACCGGCUGAAGACUCAUACUUGCUGCUCGACACAAUUUCAUCUGCAUCAGAAACCACAUAUCUAAAGGAUCGAUUUGGUGAUGCGUCUUCAACCCCGCCGCUGGUGCUCGAAGUGGGCGUAGGAUCAGGGGUUGUACUAGCAUUUGUUGCUGCGAAUGCGCAAACUAUUUUUGGUCGGCAUGACGCACUGACGCUUGGAGUUGAUAUCAACAGCUUCGCCUGCAACGCUGCUGCCCACACUGUUCAAAAUGCAAUCCAAGAAAGAGAAAAGGAACGCUCGGUUUUCAUGGAUAUUGUGAAUGGCGAUUUGGCGAAUGCAAUUCGUCCAGGUUCUGUCGAUGUUUUCAUCUUCAACCCACCAUAUGUACCAGCUGAACUGCCUGAUCUGUCGAGUCACGAGAAGUACAAUGUGAUCCCAGAGGGGAAAAAAGCCACCUCAUUUGAGCAAGACUCAUACCUUUUGGAGCUAUCCUACGCCGGAGGUGAAGAUGGUAUGAUGGUAACGAACAGGAUGCUUGAGCAGAUUCCGGAUAUACUGAGUGCAGAUAGAGGAGUUGCCUACCUACUGUUGUGUGCACAAAACAACCCCGAACUAGUCAAGCAGCGGAUAAGAGAAUGGGGCGCAGGAUGGAUGGCAGAGACUGUAGGAUCGAGCGGCAAGAAAGCAGGCUGGGAGAAGUUGGUGAUUGUGAGGAUAUGGCGCGAAGCGCGCUAAGCACCAAAUAUUGGCCGGAUAUCAAACGAUUAGCAGAGGAGUCCUCAAUGGUGUCUUCACGUAUUGGCGGAGAAGUCGGCUUUUGUGACAAGAUCUGCGUUGCUGCCAACCUUCUAGAGCCUUUGCUCCAUAUCGAGGCUUAUGCCGUGCAAUAAUUGUUCUGCACUGGGCCGCCGAUUUGGAAUGCUGGCCGAGUGUCGCAUUGACUACUUACACAGCUCAUUGCUGCAAGUGUGGUUACUUGGGCUUAUACUUUGCACCUACUUUUCUUU